AUGACUGCUACUGAGCUUGUCCAUACCAGGCAGGAGAAGGAUGAGACCUUGAAAGCCUUUAUGCAGCGGUACAUCGAGACGGCCCGGCGGGUGCCAGAUAUUACUCCCACUUUCAUCAUCAGCAAUCUGUCGUCCUGCUUAAGGCCGGGGCAAUUCUCAGAACAAUUAUAUGCUGACCCUCCAGCAUCCAUGGAAGAAUUGCAAUCCACUAUGGAAAAAUUCAUCCGCAUCGAAGACCACCGUAAUUCCAGAAAGAAGCACCACCAAGAUGUCCCCAACCAGGAGACAAGAAAACCAACGAAACGACCCCCCAACGACUACAGGCCAGACCGAGCACCUCGGAAGGAGUCAGGGUGGACAUCUAAAUAUGAUCGCUACACGACCCUCAACGCGCCAAGGGCGAGGGUACUGGAAGAGGCCUUACACGCCGAACUUCUCACCGUGCGACGAAAGGCCACCCCAAAGAACGCGGACAAUAGCAAAACCUGCCGGUUCCACUUGAACCAUGGGCACGACACGGAAGAGUGCAACAUGGUAAAAGACGAGUUAGAACGACUCAUUCGUGCAGGUUAUCUCCAGAAUUACAUCAAGGAAAGAGUUUCCACUAGAGCAACAACUCCUCGCCAAAGAGAUCCUCCUAGGCGAAGUCCCCAGCGAUCACCCACUAGAGAUUAUCGACACCGCAGGCGGUCGCGCAGUCCGCCUCGACGCAUAGAGAGAGAACGCUCAGUUCGAGGCCGCAUCGACACCAUAUCUGGUGGUUUCGCUGGGGGAGGCGUGUCGGCUUCGGCGAGGAAGCGACAUUUGAGACAGCUGAAGUCGGUUCAUAUGGUCGAGCGCCAACCUCGGUCAAUCCCCGACAUUACGUUCACGAACACAGACUUCCAUGCACCCGACCCUGAUCAUGACGACCCUAUGGUCAUCACGGCUAAUAUAGCUCGGUAUGAUGUCAGCAAGGUCCUCGUCGAUCAAGGAAGUUCGGUCAAUAUUUUGUAUUGGUCCACCUUUCAGAGAAUGGACCUAUCUGAGGAUCUCAUCGCCCCGUUUAAUGAGCAGAUUGUCGGAUUCUCAGGAGAACGAGUAGACACCAGGGGAUACCUUGACCUGCGAACUCGGCUCGGAACAAGUCGAGAAUCACCUGAGCAUCGAGUUAGAUUUCUGUUGGUCGAGGCCAACACGUCAUACAACGCCCUGCUAGGACGCCCUUGCCUGAAUGCGUUCGGGGCAAUCGUGUCUACUCCUCACCUCGCCAUGAAGUUCCCGACAGAUCAUGGUACUAUUUGUACCGUGAGGGCUGAUCAACGAACAGCCCGACAGUGUUAUGUCGCCGGGCUAAAAGUUACCCCCUUCAUUCCAACUAAAAGGGCAAAGGGAGUCGAGGCAGCAGCAGUCGACUUAGACCCACAAACCAAUGUUGACGAACGUCUUCAUCCACAAGGCGAGGUCAAGCUCCUAUCCCUGACGAAUGACGCGUCUAGAACCACCAGCAUUGGCGGGGACCUCGCCUUGAACGAAGAGCACGACCUAGGUCAUAUACUGCGGAAUAAUGCAGACUUAUUUGCAUGGACAGCCGCUGACAUGCCAGGAAUCCAUCCAGGGGUUAUGGCUCACAAAUUAUCCAUCUUCCGGGAGGCAAGACCGGUCGCCCAGAAGAAACGAAGGUUCGGAGAAGAAAAGCGCCGAGCCGUUCAAGUGGAGGUCGAAAAGUUGAUGAACGCCAAGUUCAUCAGGGAGUUAACGUAUACUACGUGGCUGUCGAACGUAGUUAUGGUCAAAAAAUCGAACGGCCAAUGGAGAAUGUGUGUCGACUUCACUGAUCUCAAUAAGGCAUGCCCUAAAGACUCGUAUCCCUUACCCAGCAUCGAUCGUCUGGUGGAUGGAGCUUCAGGUCAUGUCAUACUAAGCUUCCUCGACGCCUACUCGGGUUACAACCAGAUUCCAAUGUACGAGCCCGAUCAAAGCAAGACAGCCUUCAUUACUGAACGUGCUAAUUACUGUUAUGAAGUAAUGUCGUUUGGAUUGAAGAAUGCCGGGGCCACUUAUCAGCGCCUUAUGGAUAAAGUCUUCCAUCACCAAAUUGGACGAUGCAUGGAUGUGUAUGUCGAUGACAUGGUUAUUCGCAGCAAUUCUGUCGAACAACACCUGCAGGAUUUGAAGGAGGUUUUCGCCCAACUUCGACGGUAUAGCAUGCGCCUUAAUCCCUCCAAGUGUACUUUCGGUGUCCCCGCCGGCAAGUUCUUAGGCUUCAUGCUCACGCGUCGAGGUAUUGAAGCCAACCCCGACAAAUGCAAGGCGGUACUCGACAUGACUGCUCCAAAGACCCUGAGAGAGGUACAACGUCUAGUGGGUCGCCUCACCGCCCUGUCCAGGUUUAUUCCAAAGCUGGCUGAGCACAUCAAGCCUAUCCUGAAGAAUUUGAAAAAGGGCUUCACUCAGCACUGGGACGAUGAUUGUGAGACAGCAUUCAACACUGUCAAACACAUCCUAACCAGUCCUCCAAAUAUGGCUCGACCAAACGAUGGCUCCGACUUGCAGUUGUACAUUUCAGCUUCCCAGCAUGCAGUUAGUGCCGCCUUGAUACAGGAAACGCCCUCCCUUAAGCUCAUUUACUUCAUCAGUCGCACAUUGCAAGGGGCUGAGGAGCGAUAUUCUCGAAUAGAGAAGUUCGCCUUGGCACUACUCACGGCCUCUCGUCGACUUCGACCAUACUUCCAGAGCCAUCAGGUGAUAGUCCGCACGGAUCACCCCAUCGCCAAAAUUCUCCGCAAGCCAGACCUGGCAGGGCGAAUGGUUGCUUGGUCCGUAGAACUAUCAGAGUUCGGCCUCCGUUACGAGCCGCGUGGGUCUAUCAAGGGCCAACAUUUGGCAGAUUUCGCAGCUGAGUUAGUACCUGCCCCAGAGGACUCAGCGACAAGGUCGCUACUCAGUGUCGAUGGAUCCUCCGACAAAAGGGGAGGAGGAGCCGGGGUCGUCCUAGAAGGACCUGACGGUUUAGUUAUAGAACAAGCCAUCAUAUUCAACUUUCCAGUUAGUAACAACCAGGCCGAAUACGAAGCUUUGAUCGCUGGCCUAUCCCUGGCUAGAGAGCUCUCAGUUAAUUGUGUAGAAUGUCGGAUGGACUCGAAAUUGGUUGUUAGCCAUGUCAACGAAAUCUAUCAAGUUAAGGAUAAUCAGCUAUUACGCUAUUUCCACAAGGUUCAAACCUUAUUACAAAAUUUCAUUGAGGUUAAUGUCAUUCAUGUACCCAGGGAGCAAAACGCAAGAGUUGAUCUCUUGUCCAGGUUAUCUCAUUCUAAGGAUCGCGCACAGUUAUCCUCAAUCAUUAGGAUGACACUCGACCGUCCUGUAGUGGAAGCUUUCGUCACCAAUGUGGCAACACCGGUAACCGACUGGCGGCAGAAGGUCAAAGAUCUUAUGGAGAAACAGGACAAAGGCGAUCGCAUCACUACAGCGGAUUCCAAACGUAUUGCGCGUUUUGUAUGUAUAGGUGACGACCUAUACCGUCGCGGCCAUAGUACUCCUCUGUUGAAGUGUAUAUCAGAGGAGGAAGCAGACUAUGUUCUACGCGAAUUGCAUACCGGGAUAUGUGGAUUUCACUCUGGCAAGCGGACUCUGAGAGCACGUGUUCUCCGUGCAGGGUAUUACUGGCCUACGCUCGACCACGAUUGUGAGGUCUUCGUCAAGAAGUGUCUCUCUUGUCAGGCACAUGGUCACGACAUACGUGCACCUCCCGAAGAUUUACACAAUAUAGUCUCUCCCUGGCCGUUCGCUCAGUGGGGCCUCGACAUAGUUGGUCCUCUGCCGAUCGUCAAAGCCCAGAACAAGUUUCUCCUCGUAGCGGUCGACUACUUCACCAAAUGGAUAGAGGCUGAGCCAUUGUCCGUCAUCAGUGCUCAACGAGUGCAGAAAUUCAUAUGGCGCCUGAUCUGUCGGUUUGGUUUACCUCAGAAGAUCAUCACCGACAACGGUCGUCAAUUCAUCGAACGCAAGUUAGAAGAUUUCCUUAGCGAUCUGGGCAUCAAACAUGUCACCUCGUCAGUCGAGCACCCUCAAACAAAUGGCCAAGCCGAGGCUGCCAACAAAGCCAUUCUGACAGAAUUAAAGAUCGCAGUCGAGGUAGGCGAGCCCUCAUUGAGGCGUCAUAUUACUGAUAUGUCACUUAAUGAAGAACAGUUGCGGACAAAUCUCGACAUCCUUCCCGAACGUCGAGAGAUCGCCACCAUUCGCGCAGAGGCCCAGAAGCGCCUGAUAUCCCGAAGAUACAACACCAAGGUCAAGCCCAGAGCCUUCAAAAGUGGAGAUCUGGUGUGGCGAAAGCGGGGAGAGGCUAGGAAGAAUCGAGCCCACGGCAAGCUUGCGGCUAACUGGGAAGGACCCUUUCGGGUUGCAGAGGACAUGUCAAACGGCGCAUAUCGCCUCCAGCUUCUUGAUGGACAACCAGUUCCCAACACCUGGAACGCCACUGACCUUAAAUAUUACUUUAGUUAA
Molecule: messenger RNA, 4488 nt
Organism: Vigna angularis (adzuki bean)
Lineage: Eukaryota; Viridiplantae; Streptophyta; Magnoliopsida; Fabales; Fabaceae
Exons: 1
Coding region: 1-4488 (1495 amino acids)
Biological process (GO): DNA integration
Molecular function (GO): RNA-DNA hybrid ribonuclease activity; nucleic acid binding
Source: RefSeq, a predicted model, not a curated record